AGUUACGAUAACAUAAUAAUAUUUAUUCGAAAAUGUUAACUAUUUUCGACAGCAACAAAAACUCGUAAAAAUAAUGUAAGAGUCAUCUCAAUUCAUAUAAGUUUAGACCAGGAGCCCUAUUGCGAGAAUGUAACUUUAUAAUAGUUUUUAGCUUCCAAGUGUUAAAUAUGUCAUCUUUCAGAUGACUUUAAACAAAAUGAACCACUCUAGUUUCUGUUGAGCUGGAAAUAUAGUUGACAAGUUUGAUUGACUGACUCACAUAGCAAGAUGACCAGUAGUUAUCAGGGUCAGUCCCCACCAACUACUUAUAUGCAUCAUCAUCACCACAUUCGGCGCCAUCGAGUGCCUUCUGGAGGGGAGGACCCUGAGGAAGAGGAACUUGAUCCUAGAAUCCAGAUUGAACUGGAGAGAUUAAACAGAGCCAGUGAAGAGAUCAACAGACUAGAACUGGAACUUGAUGAUGCCAGAGCCGCAUUCCGCACUGCGCUGUCUGACUCAACACAACGUCUGAAUGGACUAGCCAAGAAACUAGGUGCCUGUGUUGACAAAGCUAGGCCUUACUAUGAUGCCAGAAUGAAACUUAAAGAGGCUCAUCUAGAGAGUCAAAAGGCUGCGCUAAAAUUUGAAAGGGCUUGCAGUAUGCAUGAGGCUGCCAAGGAGAUGGUGCAGUUGGCAGAAGAAGGCUACAAGCGAAGAGAACAGGACCUUGACCCAACUUGGCAAGAAAUGCUGAACCAUGCUACUAUGAAGGUUAACGAUGCUGAAAGGGAAAGAAUCGAGAGUGAAGAUUUUCAUCAACGAACUACAUUGAAUUUUAAGCAUAAGGAAGAGGAAGUGCAGAGAUUACAAAAAGAUCUUAAAAGGAGCAUCACAAAAUCAAAACCUUACUUUGAAAUGAAAGCCAAGUUCAAUCAGGUUAUGGAGGAGAGAAAAAGAGCAGUAAGCAGGCUGGAAGAAGACGUUGCAUCAACAAAAGCUUUAUACUCUCAAGCCUUACGAAGCUUAGAAGCAAUCAGUGAUGACAUUCAUCGCCAGAGGCUGGAACGUAGACAGAAAUUAGAAUUAGGAGUGAGAGGAGCUGGUGUUGGAGCUGAAUCUCCUUCUCCGCCGCCAUGGGAAAAGGGAUCUAAUAUUGAAGGUAGUGCUUCCUGCCAGUACACAGGUGAUUCUGAUCAUGGGAAAUAUCUGCCCAGUGUUGAGAAAGUGCACAGUGCUCCACUUUUCACCAGACCAACUGGAAUAAUUUGUCAUGAAACAGCUUUUAGAAAGAAGGCAUCUCUGACAGACAAUCUUUUAAUGGAUGGCAAGUUUAAAACUGAUCCUUUAGAUGUUGUGGUAUUCAAAACUUCCACUGCCAGCCCUAAGGGUGGAAUAACUUCCUACACAAAUUCACCUGUUUAUGAUGGCAAUGAUUCAGAAUCUCCUACAGAAAUUUAUUCAUACACAAACAGGGCCAGAAGUGCUAGCUACAGAGCAGCCAUAGAAAUGUCUAGUAAACCUUCAGUGGCUAAGCCAAAUUGGUCUAGAAAUGAUAGCGUAGUUGAGGGAAAUGAAGAUACCAGCAGUGAAGCAACCAUACCAGAUUGCCACCCUCAAGAUAGUACUCAGAAUGAGGUUGUUAAUGACAAGUUUGACAGACUUUCUGACAGUCUAACUUCUCCCAUCUGUGAUAUUGAAAUAAGUCAGUCAAGUGUUCGAAGAGCCCAGGAAUGGGUCAACAAGUCCCCAGUCCCUCAGCAAAGAAGUUUUGUCAAGUCCAAGAGUCUGAUUGAUGCCUCAGCAUCUCAUCUCAGCUUGGAGCAGCAGCAGAACUUCAAUCUUUCCUCGUCUCUAACCUCGGAGAUUUUUAGAGGAGCAGCGGCACGAUAUACUGCUGAUGUCCCCCGACCUGUUGCACAACUUACCUACCAUCCUGCUCCACAUUCAGAGAACACAUCAGAUACUAUUUGCCCACCUGGCUCCCCAUCAGUUCACAGGAAAUCUCCCAAACUACAAGGACUUAUUCUUUGCGUUGACCCAGCGGGGCUAGUGAGCUCCACUUCACAAAUUUCUCCUAAUCAAACAGCAGCUGUGUCAGCUGAUCAGGCCCCUAAACCAAUGAUAUCCACCCAACAGUUAUUCUUUGCAGAUAAAAAGACCCAGUUGCCAAUGACCACUGUCCCAAAGCCCCCAUCAUCUCUCAUUGCUCAGCAGAUGAACAAAAUGAUGAAUGCCAACAAGACAGCCUACACUGCAAAAACUGUUGCAUCCACAUUGAGUACGUCCUACAGUCUAGCCCAGCCCCCCAUCAGCCAGCCUUCUCCUGUUUAUAAUUCUAACCAGACUCCAGUUUUGUUAACCUCAGGGGUCUCUGUCCGGCAUCAUCUGACCUCACCUACACCCUCUUCACCCUCAGCUGAACGGGUAUCUUUGUCGGGCAGGAGUGACACCCUUUCUGCUUCCAGUAGCCGGGGUGCCUUUCUAAAGCCCCCAUCAGACAGUUCAGACACAGAGAGUAUAGCCAGUACAGGCCCAAUGCUAGAUGAUGACCAGGUUGAGCUGAUUAACAUGGAUUUCUCCGAGCAGAGUAUUGGGUCAGAAGCUGUUGAUGAUAGUGCGUACUUUGGAGAAGACAGGAUGCCCGUACCCCGAGGACACUGGUCCCGCAUGAGUCUUCCUCCAAGACUAAGCUAUCUGGAAGGUUUUCUUGAGAGAGCACGGCUUUAUUCGUCCUCUGCAGGCCAGAAGAAUGAUGACAACUUUGAAGAUAAAGCUGUCUCUGAAGACUCCACAGACAGCAGUCCUUCAUACCUAGACAACAGUGAGCCAAUAGAUAUGAGUGCUUCUAGAAGUCCCACUGUGUUGAAUGCUGAAGGCAAACAGAAUGAAGAUUUCUGUCAUCCAGACAAUACCAUAGACCUAAGUGGCAAGAAGAAUGGUGUCAAUCUCUCAACUCCCACUGCAACAGUCAUUGAGUCAAGCUCUGUUUUAUCAAAAGACCCUCAGGAUAAUAUUUCUACUUGUGAUAUGAAAGCACCUGACACACAGACAGGUCAAGCUGUGGACAAAAGUGAUGAUUCUGCUGACAGCCCCAACCAUCUCCACAAUGUAGCCAAAGAUGGCUCUUUGCCUCUGAGUGCAGCUGCAGACUGGGACAAAAGUGAAUAUUUUGUUUGAAGCUCAAUUCAACCAACGGAUGACCUAUCAACCAAUUACUCAGACAUCUAUUUUUUUCUAGAUGUAGAUAUUGUUAAUUUGUAGAUAUGUUGUUUUUUUUUAAAGUGAUCAAAAUUCAUUGUUGUUUUUUUUUAAGAAAGUUCUAUUAAGCAGAAAACAUUUCUUACAGUGAUCUUAGAGGUGAAAUAUAUGGGAUGGUACGCUCACUAUUAUGGCACUGAUAUACAAAAUGGUGAACUGUGUAAAAGUUGUGAUCUAAUUCAAUAAUUUCUCUACUGAUCCUAGUCAACAAGUGCCAGCUCAUGACACAAGCAACAGAAGCUAAUGUGCCACUGAUUUUUUUUUUCUUUUGAAAAUGCUCUAGAAUUUUUAUUUUUUUAAAUGGUAGGGCAAUUAGCUGACCAGGGCACCAAAACCCACUGGCCUUUUCUGGUCAUAUAGAACUUGUUUAAAUGAUUCCCUUGCUCUUAUGAUCAGAGUAACUUCCAUUAAAAUGGAUGAAUUGUUCUUUAAUAUUAUUAGCAGUGAUUGUUUUGUUGUUUUAAUUUUUCCAUAUCAGUAGAUCUAGAUAUACAUUAUAUGAAACAUACAUGAGGUUAACGUUGAAAUUGUCACACUAUCCGGGUCAUCAUUUUUUAGUUGGCUGCAUCCCAUAUGUCACAGUUAAAAACUGUGAAACAGUCACUCUUCGUUCUUAAGAAUUAAGAAAUGUCUAUUCUCCACUGUGCAAUAGUGUGAACUAGUCUUUUACCUCUUUGUACUAAAUGUUUUGUUUCUUCAAUUUCUUUUGCAUUUUUAAUUUAUAUAUUUUUUCUCAUGUUUGAAGUUUAUAAUUAAUUACAUUCUGUUUUUACUAGUUCUUGUUUGAAACUAGAUUUCUAGUUGUAUGCAACAUUGGACCUACUUAAAGAUGCCAACUCCUCAAUAUAAGUUGAAUGGAGUGGUGACAAAAUCAAAAAGUAUUGUCAGUACUUGUAAUAGUAUGUAUAUAUAUAUAUUUAUUAUAGUACUAGUAUUUCCUCCCAAAUAAUCCUGAGCCAAUAUCUCCACACUUAAUCUUAAAUUCACAUUAACAUCUUGUCCAAUAAGUCAAGACAGCAUUCCAAUGAAUCACAGGGGAAGAGGACUAAAUUCAAAGAGCAUUACCAUCAAGCUCUCUAACAGUACACCAAAUGUCUACACUUCCAUAAUGAUAGGUAAUUGCAAAAACAAAAAUUCAUCUUAUUAAAAAAAAUAUUAAUUUUAUCAGUCUGUUUGAUGGAGACCAAUCGACAUAGUAGGCCUCAACAUUGACCUCCGACGUCGCAACCAGUGGAGACCAAUAGCUUGUUGUCACGUCAUGGCAACUAGCUAUUGGUCUCCAUGGCUUACAGGUUGUGACGUAGCAGGUUAGUGUUCAGGCCUUCUAUGACGAUUGGUCUUGGUUUGAUAGUGUUAGACAUGUAGAUCUUAUAUUUUUGGGAUUGUUGAUGCAACGGUUAAGGUUUAUCUCACUACUUACCCUUCUAGGAGUUGAAGCAAUGAGAUGUAAUCAUAAUCUUCUUUAAAUAAAUACAAGUAUGGUAACCUGUUUUUUGUUUUAUUCUUUGAAUGCCACACCAGCACCAUAGCGAAGUCAUCAGCAGUUACACAACUCAGAAACUUACUAGUCACUAACCCUACCUGCUUGAGAAUUAAAAAAAAAACAACAGCUUUCCAAACCUUGUCUUCUCCUAAAAAGCACAAAAUCAUAACAAACUGUUCUUGCAGGGCUGUGGAGUUUGAAUCAAUACUUUUGUUUAAAAAAGGAUUCUAUCAGUCAUAAGUCUGUAACAUUGGUCCUAUCCAUUGUUUGCAGGCUGACACAGCUGGAUAAUAUGUGCCUACUCUUGGGGGUGAUUCCUUUGGUCCCUAAUCUAUGACCCUAGCUUCCUAAUGUUAGGAGUUAAAAGAGUUUGUUUUUAGUAAAUAUGUAUCAAAAAUGUACAAUAAAAAUAAUCUUACUAUUGUUUGUAGAGUUAUACAAUAAACAUUACUUCAUUAUU
Messenger RNA from Biomphalaria glabrata, 5180 nucleotides. RefSeq lists its product as uncharacterized. NCBI's taxonomy places the organism in Eukaryota, Metazoa, Mollusca, Gastropoda, Planorbidae. Gene Ontology annotation, molecular function: protein kinase inhibitor activity. Gene Ontology annotation, biological process: intracellular signal transduction; negative regulation of protein tyrosine kinase activity. The coding region runs from base 268 to 3156 and encodes 962 amino acids. The transcript has 11 exons. Gene Ontology annotation, cellular component: cytoplasm. The record is from RefSeq and is a predicted model, not a curated record.